Messenger RNA from Anthostomella pinea, 297 nucleotides. The record is from the annotation of a GenBank genome assembly. NCBI's taxonomy places the organism in Eukaryota, Fungi, Ascomycota, Sordariomycetes, Xylariales, Xylariaceae.
AUGAGCGCCAGCGCCGAGAACCUGGCUUCUGCGUCCGAGGCCCCUCAUUACGUCCCAACGACUGGUGCCGGCGAUGUCACUGCCGGUGAUGGUCAUUCGUUACACCAGGGAGUAGGACACUCAUCUGCGAGCAACUACGAUGGAGCUACGCUCACAGGUAUUGCCACUAGCAAUAACGGCGCCGAAGGCAUCGGUGGCAGCAACGUCGAGUAUCCUCCCCUAAUACUCCCGACAUUAUCUGGCCUACCUUCCAGCGCCCAACUCUCCGACUCCGUCUCGCUCCGUGGGCCACAAUGA